Messenger RNA from Polychytrium aggregatum, 783 nucleotides. RefSeq lists its product as uncharacterized. NCBI's taxonomy places the organism in Eukaryota, Fungi, Chytridiomycota, Chytridiomycetes, Polychytriales. The coding region runs from base 124 to 750 and encodes 208 amino acids. The record is from RefSeq and is a predicted model, not a curated record. The transcript has a single exon.
AUGGAUGCGAUCGGAUGGAUGUGAUCGGAUGGAUGCGGUGUUGGCCGCCAAACGAUCGGCAGUCAACGCGGGCAAACGCUUGGAUGGCGCCGCAAGUGCGAGGAUAUAUGAUGGGGGCCGGCGAUGCCGGCCUCGUUUGUCCACACCGCAACCAUGACCAAGCUAUCGCUCUGGCUUCUUCCUGCUCUUGCCUUUGCUGCUGCUGCCCAGACGCCCUCGAGCAGCGCCAUGGGGGGUGUGGGCGACGAGCAUGACUUUUCCACCAACCCAGCGCUGUAUCAGGUUUGUGCCAUCGCUGUUCUGGCGAGGCGGCCGAGGGGCGGCGACAACCGGCUCAUCUUUGGUCGAAAGCUGAGAUUCUGGAGUGCUGAUCCAGCCGGUCUUUGCCACUGUCCGAACAGGAAACGCUCCUCCUCAAGGGCACCAUCGAGAAGAUGGUCCGCAAAUACAAUCGCCAUCAUUACCGCUUCAAGAAAUUCGAGCCGUGGUCAUAUCGACAGCAGGCCGUCGCGGGCACCAACUUUCUGGAGAAGAUCAAGGUCACCGUCACAGACCAAUGCCUCCAUGUCUGGAUCUUCAAGGGCUUCGAUGGCGUCUACACCGUUGAGUCCGUCGACCACGGCAACCUCUACCCUUGCCUGGAGCCGUUCACGGUCCUGCCUCCGCCCGAGUGACCAGGAAGUGCGCAACCGCAGCGUUGGAGAGAUGGCGAAUCGACGCUUGCUGCAGACUCAAUCGUUGCGUGGCUGAAUACAGUCCAUCCAUUCAGUUUGUACAUGAACG